Messenger RNA from Neofelis nebulosa (Clouded leopard), 5621 nucleotides. RefSeq names its product lysine demethylase 4B (gene KDM4B). The transcript is spliced from 22 exons. NCBI's taxonomy places the organism in Eukaryota, Metazoa, Chordata, Mammalia, Carnivora, Felidae. Gene Ontology annotation, cellular component: nucleus. The record is from RefSeq and is a predicted model, not a curated record. Gene Ontology annotation, biological process: chromatin remodeling. Gene Ontology annotation, molecular function: histone H3K9 demethylase activity; zinc ion binding. The coding region runs from base 282 to 3740 and encodes 1152 amino acids.
UGGGCUGAGGGCAGACAAAGGCCCAUGAGCCUCAGCUGCAGCCUGUCCUCGUGGUGUUAGAGCUGGUGUCUCGGGUGAGGUCCCCGCACAGGGCGGUCUCCUCAGUCUCCCGUUCUGCGGCUCCCUGCACAGCUCAGUCCGUGCCGACGUUCCAAGAGGGUCCAGUCAGGGUCUCCCCAACCCCCGCCCCCACCCCCAGGGCCACAGGCUCCCGCAGGACAGACACAACCUGUGCUUCUGUGCAGCAACAGAAGUUGUGUGACGGUCCCUCAGCUGCAGCCAUGGGGUCUGAGGAUCACGGGGCCCAGAACCCGAGCUGUAAAAUCAUGACGUUCCGCCCGACCAUGGAAGAAUUCAAGGACUUCAACAAAUACGUGGCCUACAUCGAGUCCCAGGGAGCCCACCGGGCGGGCCUGGCCAAGAUCAUCCCCCCAAAGGAGUGGAAGCCGAGGCAGACGUACGAUGACAUCGACGACGUGGUCAUCCCGGCCCCCAUCCAGCAGGUGGUGACGGGCCAGUCGGGCCUCUUCACACAGUACAACAUCCAGAAGAAGGCCAUGACGGUCGGGGAGUACCGCCGCCUGGCCAACAGCGAGAAGUAUUGCACCCCGCGGCACCAGGACUUCGACGAUCUGGAGCGCAAGUACUGGAAGAACCUCACCUUCGUCUCCCCCAUCUACGGGGCCGACAUCAGCGGCUCCCUGUACGAUGACGACGUGGCCCAGUGGAACAUCGGGAGCCUACGGACCAUCCUGGACAUGGUGGAGCGCGAGUGCGGCACCAUCAUCGAGGGCGUCAACACCCCCUACCUGUACUUCGGCAUGUGGAAGACCACCUUCGCCUGGCACACGGAGGACAUGGACCUUUACAGCAUCAACUACCUGCACUUCGGGGAGCCCAAGUCCUGGUACGCCAUCCCACCGGAGCACGGCAAGCGCCUGGAGCGGCUCGCCAUCGGGUUCUUCCCCGGGAGCUCCCAGGGCUGUGACGCCUUCUUGCGGCACAAGAUGACCCUCAUCUCGCCCAUCAUCCUCAAGAAGUACGGGAUCCCGUUCAGCCGGAUCACGCAGGAGGCCGGGGAGUUCAUGAUCACGUUCCCCUACGGCUACCACGCCGGGUUCAAUCACGGGUUCAACUGCGCGGAAUCCACCAACUUCGCCACCCUGCGGUGGAUCGAUUACGGCAAGGUGGCCACUCAGUGCACGUGCCGGAAGGACAUGGUCAAGAUCUCCAUGGACGUCUUCGUGCGCAUCCUGCAGCCGGAGCGGUACGAGCUGUGGAAGCAAGGCAAGGACCUCACGGUGCUGGACCACACCCGGCCCACAGCCCUGAGCAGCCCCGAGCUGAGCACCUGGAGCGCCUCCCGGGCCUCACUCAAGGCCAAGCUCCUGCGCAGACAAAUUAGUCUGAAAGAAAACAGACACUGGAGAAAGACUGAGGAGGACAGAAAGGCCAGUCUAGAAAGGAAGAAAGAGCAGACCAGGAGGCCGGGGCCGCCGUCCCACCGGAAACGGAGCCAGCCCAAGAAGCCCAAGCCGGAAGACCCCAAGUCCCCAGGGGAGGGGGCCGCCGGGGCCGCCCUCCUGGAGGAGGCUGGCGGCUUGAAGGAGGAGACCUCACAGGAGGCCGACCCCGAGGAGGAAGAGGAGGAGCCCCAGCCGACGCCACCGCAGGGCCGGGAGGCCGAGGCCGCAGAAGAAGACGGAAGGGGCAAGCUGCGGCCAGCCAAGGCCAAGAGCGACAGGAAGAAAAAGAGCUAUGGUCACCUGCACCCCCACCACGCCCUCUUGCCCCAGCUGCCGCCGCCCCCACCCACCCAGUUCCCCGCCGAGGAGGCACCCAGGCUGCCACCCCUGCUGGAGUCCCCAGCGCUGGCCCCGGGCCCCGCACCAGCCGAGGAGAACCCCCCCCCACCGCCUCUCAACGUCGUGCCCCCCGAGGCACCUGGCGAGGAGCCAGAGGUGAAGCCACGCCCCAUCAUCCCCAUGCUGUAUGUGAUGCCGCGGCCCAGCACGCUGUGUGACAAGGGCCGCGUGUCCUGCCAGCAGGCCUUUGAGCACUUUGCCCAGAGGGGCCCCACCUGGAAGGAACAGGCGGCCCCCAUGGAGCUGACGGGUCCCGAGGAGGAUAGCAGAGCCGGCGAGGUGCAGGCACCGUCCACAUUUUCCAAAUUGAAGAUGGAAAUCAAGAAAAGCAGACGCCACCCCCUGGGCAAGCCACCCACCCGCUCCCCGCUGACCGUGGUCAAGCAGGAGGCCUCGAGUGACGAGGAAGCCUUCCCUUUCUCCGGGGAGGAGGACAUGAGUGGCCCCGAGGCCUUGAGGUCUUUGCUCUCCCUGCAGUGGAAGAACAAGGCUGCCGGUUUCCAGGCCGAGAGGAAGUUCAACGCGGCGGCCGCCCUGACCGAGCCCUACUGUGCCAUUUGCACUCUCUUCUACCCUUACACCCAGUCCCUACAGACCGAGAAGGAGGCUCCCCAGGCCUCUCUCGGGGAGGGUCCCUCGGUGGCUCCCCCUUCCAAAAGUGGCCAGAAGACACGGCCGUUGAUCCCCGAGAUGUGCUUCACGUCCGGCGGUGAGAACACGGAGCCCCUUCCCGCCAACUCCUACAUCGGCGACGACGGGACCAGCCUGCUGAUCGCCUGCACCAAGUGCUGCCUGCAGGUUCAUGCCAGUUGCUACGGCAUCCGCCCCGAGCUGGUCAACGAGGGCUGGACGUGUUCCCGGUGCACGGCCCACGCCUGGACUGCGGAGUGCUGCCUUUGUAACCUCCGGGGCGGAGCCCUGCAGAUGACCACCGACCGCAGGUGGAUCCACGUGAUCUGUGCCAUCGCGGUCCCCGAAGUGCGCUUCCUGAACGUGAUGGAGCGCCACCCUGUGGACAUCAGCGCCAUCCCCGAGCAGCGGUGGAAGCUGAAGUGUGUGUACUGCCGGAAGCGGAUGAAGAAGGUGUCAGGAGCCUGCAUCCAGUGCUCCUGCGAGCACUGUUCCACCUCCUUCCACGUGACCUGCGCCCACGCUGCCGGGGUCCUCAUGGAGCCUGACGACUGGCCCUACGUUGUCUCCAUCACCUGCUUCAAGCACAAGUCAGGGGGCCACACCGUGAGUGCCCCGCCCGCCCCCUCCCGCCCCCACCCCCGGCCGGCCGCCUGCGCGCUGACGCGGCCCUGUCCCCGCCGCCCCCAGGUCCAGUUCCUGAGGGCCGUGUCCUUGGGCCAGAUGGUCAUCACCAAGAACCGCAACGGGCUCUAUUACCGCUGCCGGGUCAUCGGCACCAGCACGCAGACCUUCUACGAAGUCAACUUCGACGAUGGGUCCUACAGCGACAACCUCUACCCGGAGAGCAUUACCAGUAGGGACUGUGUCCGGCUGGGACCCCCACCCGAGGGGGAGUUUGUGGAGCUUCGGUGGGCAGAUGGCAACAUGUACAAGGCCAGGUUCAUUUCCUCCGUGACGAGCCACGUCUAUCAGGUGGAGUUCGAGGACGGGUCCCAGCUGAUGGUGAAGCGCGGGGACAUCUUUACCCUGGACGAGGAGCUCCCCAAGAGGGUCCGGUCGCGGCUGUCGCUCAGCACGGGGGCACCUCAGGAGAACACCUUCUCGGGAGAGGAGGUGAAGGCCGCCAAGCGCCCGCGGGUGGGCACCCCACGCGCCCCCGAGGACUCAGGACGGAACCCGGACUACCUAGCGUUCAUGGAGAGCCUCUUGCGGGCGCAGUGCCGGCCCGGGGCCCCCUUCUAGGACAGCCGGCCGCCCGGCGACCCCUCGGCCCAGCAAGGCAGGCGGCGGCCGGCCCUGGCGUUUGCUUGCUGUGAAUUCCUGUCCUCGCCUCCCCGGCCCCCGAGAGGCUACCUCUGCGCGGCCGCCCCCGCUCUGCGGCGACAGGAGCCAGCAGGACGCCGGCACGCGGCCCCCGGACUCAGGGAGCAGGGCCACGCGGGCUCUGGGGGGGCCGGCCGGGGACUCGCGCCACCCCCACGACUCAGAUUCGUAAACCAUGUAAGCUCUUCUCGAAAAGGUGCUACUGCUUUGCCUGCCUCCUGAGCAGCCUUGGAGGUUGUGACUUCUGUACAUACGUGACCUUUGUGAGGCUCUUUCUAGAAAUACCUGUUGUUUAAAAAAACACGAGGAAAAAAAGGAAAACAAAGAAAAGGAAAAAAAAUCCCCAAAGUUUUCUAGAUUUGUGGCUUUAAACACGAAACAAAACAAAACACAAACGUUCUUUUUUUUCCAGAACCAAGAUACGCUGAGGGAGAUAAAAGCAUCUCGGGUUUUUUGUUGGCUUGUUGGUUUGUUGGUCAUUGUUUUAAAACCUCGCUUGUCUGCGCACCAGCGGCAGGGAGGUGCCCCGCAUGCGGGGAGGCCCGGUGGCACCUGGGAGGCCAGGCAGGGUGCCGGUGACAGGGUGACGGGCGUCGGCCCGUCCCUCCUCUCUCCGGGACUUGGCGAAGGUCUGGGCGGCCGGCCCUGCCUGCUCCCUCUGGGGGCGACCACCAGCUGCAGGGGUCACAGAGCCCCCUUCCGGUCCACGCGCGCCUUCACGAAAUAAACACGCUCUCUCCUGGUUUGUUCCCUCUCCUGCUUCUUCCCCUCAUGACUGCACUGCCGGCCGGGGGCCUCCGCUGUUUGCAAAAGGCUCCGUGUCCCCAGAGCGUCCCCCUCCCGGCCGUGUGCGUGGCCGGGCGUCUGUUCACCGACAAGCGUGGGUGACAUCCGUGGCUGUCUGGGGAGGGAGGAUGUGAAACCAGCCAGCUCUCCUCCCCCCCCCCCACCCCCACCCCCACCCCGUGGUCCCAGGCCCUGGCCGCUGCCCCACCGGCGCAGGGGUGCCUGCCUUGGACCCCGAGGGGCCAAUGGCAUCCGCGUCUUGCUUGGGAGACGUGGGUCUGUGCGUCUGGGGGACGCUGAUGUCAGCACGGAGGAACCGGGAUUUCCGAGGCGUGCUGGUGAGGGGCUUUGGGCCCCGCCCACCUGCCCCCGGGAGCCUCGCCCACCGCGGCGGUCCUGCCCAGGGAUUGCCGGCAGAAUCUGCUCGUGUAAAAAAAAAAAAAAAAAAAAAAAAAAAAAAAAAAUUAAAAAGAGUGUUCUGCUGGUUGCCAGGCCAGAAAGAACUAUAUAAGGAGAACAGAAAAGAUGUAAAUGAGCCGAGAACCUUGCGUUUCGUUGGUGGGGGCGGGGGGCAGGUGCCCUGGAGGGGGCGGGGGCGGGAGGUGCCGCGGGGAGCCCGCCGGAUGUGGGGGUCCCCCUCUGCAUGCGGCAGCCCCGCGGGGCGCCGGCACUGUGUUCAUAUGUAGUUCGAAAAUGCUAUUUAUAUUGUAAAGGGAACAGGAGGAAGGGGGCUGGCCCUCGGGCGGAGGGGUGGGCCAGACCCAGGCAGGGUCUCUCUGGGUCUGGGUCUGGGUCUGGGUCUGGGGCGACGUGCAGACAGGCCGCGGCUCCGCGAAGGGGAAACGCACAUUUCCCCACCAACGUAUACCCGUGUCUAUGUACAAAAACGAAAAACAAAGCCACCCGCCCUGAUUUUGCUCCCACCCAAGAUUAAGGAUGCGCUGUAUUUUUGCCUAAUUUCCCCUGCCUCUAGGUUCAUAAUGAAUUAAAGGCUCGUGAGCACUGCGAAACAGA